Bolinopsis microptera is the source of this 1540-nucleotide messenger RNA. RefSeq names its product WW domain-binding protein 2-like. NCBI's taxonomy places the organism in Eukaryota, Metazoa, Ctenophora, Tentaculata, Lobata, Bolinopsidae. Gene Ontology annotation, molecular function: chromatin DNA binding; transcription coactivator activity. Gene Ontology annotation, cellular component: nucleus. The coding region runs from base 22 to 915 and encodes 297 amino acids. The record is from RefSeq and is a predicted model, not a curated record. Gene Ontology annotation, biological process: positive regulation of DNA-templated transcription. The transcript is spliced from 9 exons.
AAAUAAUUUGAGCACCAGUAGAUGUCAGUUAACACUGCAUCUAAUGGACCCGGAAGACUUCUACUCAUGCCUGGCGAAAGGGUUGUGAGUCGGACCAAGUCUGUAGAAUUUCAUCUGGAUGGCAACAACCUCCCUCCCAAGCUAGUUAAGAGUGCUGCUGGGGAGAUCUACCUAACCAACCGACGGGUUAUAUUCCUUUCUAAGGAUUCCAAAAACUUGCACUCUUUUUCCGCUGACUUUGGGUCCAUUUCCAAUGUAGAGCUGGAACAACCUCUGUUCGGAGCGAACAACGUAAAAAGUAUCGUGCGAGCCGAACCAGGCGGAGGCUGGGAUGGUACCGCAAAACUUAAGUUAAUUUUCAGUUCUGGUGGCGCUAUACAGUUUGGGAAACAUCUUCGUCACAUGCAACAAGGCGGAGCAGCCCCCACAGAACUACCACCAACAUACGAUUCAUUUGACUACAACCCAACUCCAGCUCCCUACAACGAAAAUGGAAACGCACCUCCAUACGGGUACGCUCCACAACCUGGACCAGGAUACGCUCAACCUGGACCAGGAUACGCUCCACAACCUGGACCAGGGUACGCUCCACAACCUGGACCAGGUUACGCUGUACCUCCAGGAGCGUAUCCUCCCCCUCCCCCUCCUCCCGGAUACGACAGUUCCGCUCCUCCCCCAUCCAACUACACCGCCCCUCCCAGCUACAUGUAUGAUGCGGGACCCUCAACUGCUGCUCCGCCGUAUAACCCAACUUACGGAGCACCCGGACCAUCAUAUAACGCAGCCGCUGGACAGGCUAUGUAUGCUGAUAACUCGAAUACAGUCUACGUGAACAAUCCUAAUUCUCAGCCGAGCAGUAGCAGUAGCCAAGCCUCAGCUCCUCCGGGACCCUCCGAAGACAAGAAGACUAGAUAGACACGUGACAGGCUAGUCACGUGACCUUCGGGUCAUCUUCCACCGCAUCGUAUGUCAUUGUUUGUGAUCACCAGAGACUUGAUUCAUGAUUUUGAGACUUAAAAUUGAUUGAUAGAAAUUUAUAAGUUUUUUCCCAUUUUACGGAUGUAUUGAGAGCUGAUCAAUUCGUAUAUUUAUUUGUGUAAUAUUUCCUGAUUUUUUUGAAUUCUUUCGGGAUUCUGAAACGAAAAAUCGUAAAAAUUUCAUGGGCAAAUAUACUACUAAUUAAGGUUUUGAAAUUCAGAAGUUUUGAAUUAUCGAUUUAUUUUUGAAAGGGAAGAUUCACCUUUACUUGUUGUGAAGCCAAUAAUCUGAAAUACCUUGGUACUUUUUCAAUGAUUCAGUGCUGUGAUUCAUCCGAAGAUGAAUUUUUGAAUGACCGAAAAAGGAGAAGCUCAGGAGUUAUUACAAUAAAAAUUAUAUCUUUACAGAGCUAAAUUGUGAUUGUUAAACGGUUUUCAUCGAAGUUUUGAUAGUUGAUAUGACGUUGAAAAUUUCUCAAAAAAAAUGGAUUGUUUGAAUCAAUUGUUCUACAUCUGUAAAAUUUGUUAAAUGAAAUUACUUGUCCAUGAACUUGGACCACCUU